Molecule: messenger RNA, 1374 nt
Organism: Tigriopus californicus
Lineage: Eukaryota; Metazoa; Arthropoda; Copepoda; Harpacticoida; Harpacticidae
Gene: Las
Product: lipoyl synthase, mitochondrial-like
Exons: 3
Coding region: 99-1274 (391 amino acids)
Biological process (GO): lipoate biosynthetic process
Cellular component (GO): mitochondrion
Molecular function (GO): 4 iron, 4 sulfur cluster binding; lipoate synthase activity
Source: RefSeq, a predicted model, not a curated record
ACGUAGGUCCAAAAUCAAAACAAGUUUCCAUUAUUCCAAGUCCAACCAUUUUACAACCAUCUUCAGGGAGUCCCAGGCAAGUCAUCGCCUGAAUCAGAAUGCAUACCAGUUGGCGGGUGCUCUCACCCCAACGAUCCCGCUCCUGUGGGGCCCGGUGGGCGGGUCGAUGGCUGAGCACAGCCGCUCCUGCCGAUUCGGACCCAGGUUCCACCCCCAAGAAUAGUGCUGCCUCUCCCUCCCGUUGGGCGGAGGGACCGGAUUUGGGCGAUUUCAUCGCGGGUGUGGUCCCGCGAGACCAGACCUGGCGCGAGUACCAAGCGCCCUUAAAGUUGUCCGAGGUGGCGCCCCACCCCACGGGCGGGACUCAACGGCUCCGCCUCCCGCCGUGGCUCAAGACCAAGAUUCCUGUGGGCGCCAACUUUGCCAAGCUGAAAUCCGAUCUGAGGGGCCUCAAAUUGGCCACCGUGUGUGAAGAGGCCCGAUGUCCGAAUAUUGGCGAAUGUUGGGGCGGCGAGAGUGGCACGGCGACGGCCACCAUCAUGCUCAUGGGUGACACUUGUACUCGGGGCUGUCGAUUCUGCUCCGUGAAAACGGCCAGGGCUCCCCCACCCUUGGACCCGGCUGAGCCCGAAAAUACGGCUCAAGCCGUGGCGGCUUGGGGUUUGGACUACGUGGUCCUCACCUCCGUGGAUCGCGAUGAUUUGCCCGAUGCCGGUGCCAAUCACAUUGCCGCCACGAUUCGGGCCCUGAAAGUGCACAAGCCCACCUUGAUGGUCGAGUGUCUGUCGCCGGAUUUUGGCGGAUCCGUCGAAGGCGUGGAUGUGGUGGCUCACUCGGGCUUGGACGUGUUUGCCCAUAAUAUCGAGACCGUAGAGCGGCUCACACCGUUCGUGCGCGAUCGAAGGGCCAAGUAUCGGCAAACCCUUGAGGUCCUGAAGCGAGCCAAAAUGGCCAACCACGGCAAUAUGGUUACCAAGACCAGCAUCAUGUUGGGUCUAGGUGAGACGGAUGAAGAGGUGGAACAAACCAUGAAGGACCUCCGGGAAGUGGGCGUGGAAUGCCUUACUCUUGGUCAAUAUAUGCAACCCACCAAGCGGCAUCUGAAAGUCAAGGAAUAUGUCACGCCCGAGAAAUUCGCUCAUUGGGAGAAAGUGGGCAAUGCCAUGGGAUUCUUGUACACGGCCUCUGGUCCGCUCGUUCGAAGCUCCUACAAGGCCGGUGAAUUCUUCCUCAAGAACAUUGUAGAGAAACGAAGAAGUGGUCAAUCGAAGUGAAAGUCCAAGUGUUUUUCUUGUUGCAUUCAUACAUUCAUUCUUUCAGUUGUAGUUGUACAUUUAGAGGCAUCAAAGAGAAUAUAUAUCUUUACCGAUCGAG